AUGUCGAUUCUCAUCACUGGCGCAGGAGGUUAUGUAGGCCAGGAACUGGCCGCUUCGCUCCUCGCAAGCACACCGGCCUCAACAACCGUGACAAUCACCGAUGUCGUCGAGCCCGAGAUCCCCGAGGCGGCCAAAGAACACGCAAGCCGUCUCACCUGCGUCAAGGCCGAUCUUACCUCGACCGAAGCCGUCGACGAAUUGAUCAGCGCAUCCCGUCCCUACGAGACAGUCUACAUUCUCCAUGGAAUCAUGUCCAGUGGCUCCGAGGCCAACUUCGAGCUGGGAAUCCGCGUCAACCUCGACGCAACUCGAUAUAUCCUGGACCGGCUACGCGCAACCAUGCCGGGAGUGAAGGUCGUCUUCACCUCAUCGCUGGCAGUCUAUGGCCUUGCACCCCCCGGAUUUGUUAUCAGCGAAAAGAACUUCCCAGCCUCGCCAUCAACUUCAUACGGAUCGCAGAAACUCAUCAUCGAGACCUUGUUGAACGACUACUCGCGACGAGGCUUCUUGGAUGGUAGAUGCAUGCGUCUACCCACUGUGACAGUGCGAGCUGGGAAGCCCACGCAGGCUGCCAGCAGCUUUGCUAGUGAUAUCAUCCGCGAACCCUUCCACGGCAGGAAGGCGGUUCUACCUGUGUCCAAGGAGACGGAGGUGUGGAUCUGCUCGCCAUACACUAUUAUCAAGAACUUGAUGCAUGCGCGUACAGUCCCUAAAGAGGCAUUUGGAGAGUCAAGAUCUGUGAAUUUGCCUGGAUUGAAGGUCACUGUUCAGCAGAUGUUGGAUUCACUUCUGGAAGUCGGUGGUAAGGAGCGUCGGGAUCUUGUGGAGGAGAAAUACGAUGCUGCUACCGACAAGAUUGUGCAGACUUGGACUCCUCAGUUUGAUACCACUCGGGCUUUCGAGUUGGGCUUUGCGGCGGAUAUUUCUAUGGAGGAGAAUAUUAGGCGGUUUGCCAGCCGGUUUGUAUGA
Messenger RNA from Penicillium bovifimosum, 969 nucleotides. RefSeq names its product SDR family oxidoreductase. The coding region runs from base 1 to 969 and encodes 322 amino acids. The record is from RefSeq and is a predicted model, not a curated record. Lineage: Eukaryota; Fungi; Ascomycota; Eurotiomycetes; Eurotiales; Aspergillaceae. The transcript has a single exon.